AUGGCCAAUAUUUCUGCUUUCACGGGCAAGUUUCGCGCCUCAAAGGGCGUUGUUUACGAAUCACCCGCCAAAGUAAUCAAGAGGCCGCGCGACUCACUUGUCUGCAACCAAUGCAAGAAAUCUAAACUUCGGUGCGAUCGAGGUCACCCAUGCAGUAGCUGUGUCAGGCGAGAUGAAGCAGCUCGGUGUAGCUAUCAUCGAAGCUCGACCUCCGCAACCGAAAACACUCGGCAGACAGUAGCAGAAGAGAAGCUUGUACAUCUUGAAUCUAUCGUCAAGGAGUUGAUGCAGACCCAGCCAGGCGCACAUCGACUGCACGCUGAGUCUAUUGCCAAGCCCAUUACGCCACCAGCAGUCCUCCAGGAUAUUGUACAGACUGAGAGUCAGACGCAGAUCGAGAGCUAUGAGUAUGUCGGUUCCACUCACUGGUCUGCCAUUCUUGACGAUAUCCAAGAGUUAAAGGCAGUCCUGGGCAAAAGCCUUGACCAACAAGAGUCCGAGGAACAUGCGGUGAUUGAAACACGCGCCCUCGGUAGUGAGGUGAUUUUUGGAUCGCCAAAUCAUUUCUCCCUACAACAGAUCACUUCUCAAUACCUGCCUCCCAAAAUCGAGGUCGAUCGACUGCUGUCAGUCUAUUUCCAAGGGAAGACAUUCAUUGCGCCUUUUGUUCACGCAUACCAAUUCCAGCGUCAGUAUCAAGAAUUCUGGGCCGACACUUCAAAGGCUCAUCCGCUUUGGCUUUCUAUCCUGUUUUCAAUCUGCUACACUGCUUCCAUUGUCAGAGAACGCGUACGCUCGUUCCAUGCUUCACAAAACGAGUCGAGUAUUGGCGACCAUGCUUUACAUAUUGCUGCAGGACAAUGUCUAGUCCUAGGUGAGUAUCACCGGCCCCAGCAACUUGGGUUGGAAGCUCUGGGCAUGUACGCGAACAGCAAGAACCUCAGGACACUUGAUCCUUGCCGGGAAGCUGGCGCGAUGCUCGGCAUGGUAGUCAAGAUGGCUUAUGAAAUGGGUUAUCAUCGAGACCCGGAUUCAUUUGGAACAUUUACCGUCUUUGAAGGUGAGAUGCGCAGGAGGCUAUGGGCUUCAUGCGUUCAGAUGGAUUUGAUGAUGUCCUUCAUGCUUGGCCUGCCAAGUAAUAUCCGUCUCGAAAACAGCGACACCAAACCUCCGAGAAAUCUGCUAGACUCGGAUUUUGACGUCGAUACAAAAGUUUUACCAAAGUCUCGAUCCGAGCAUGAGCCAACACGAAUAUUGUGGUUCAUCGUCAAGGUCCGACAAAUGCACAAUUUCAGCAAAGCAAGCAUGGAUGCAUUGUCAUUUACGGAGAAAUCUGAAGCUGAGAUUCUUGCCCUCGAUCAGGAUAUUCGACAGAUGUACACAACCAUACCUGACAUUCUAAGAACUCGCCCUCUAGCGGAGUCACUUGCUGAUGAACCUUUCCUCAUCAUGACACGGGUCUACGUUGAGUUUAUCUACCUCAAAAGUAUCUGUGUUCUUCACCGCAGAUACAUGGUCAGGGGUGAUGCUUUCAGCACUCAAUGUUGCAUCGAAGCCGGAAUGAGAAUCGUCACCAAGUUCAUCGAAAUGUAUAGAGAAUUCUCACCUGGAGGCCAGUUGUGUACCGAGAGGUGGAUGUUGAGCAAUUUCACGAUCAAUGAUGUCCUUCUGGGGGUCAUGGUACUUUGCCUAGUCCUGCAUCAACGUCGACAGAACACAUCUCCUACUCUGAACCCUCGACCGGGGACGAAUGCGAAUUCGGCAUACCGGAUCAACUUUGAUGAGGGGAGUGAGUGCGACAUUCCCUCGUUGCUGGAGAGAGUUCAUGCAAUCCUGGUUGAGAAGUCGCAAGCCAGUAGAGACGUGCGGCGAGUUUCACAUGCAGUGCGACUGACGCUCAGGGGUGCUUCUGGCGCCGAGAGGUCUUCUUCAAUGUUGCCAUUCAAUCGCCACAAAAAGACGCACCCUUAUUAUCUCCAACCACAACCGUCAGACCGACAAGUGACGCCGGCCCACGAUUUGCCGCUGGAGACGGUGGUGGAAAGUGUGGAUCGUUUCUCGCUGGCCUCCACAGCUCUCGAAGGACCACAAUCAGAGAUCCCGGCCACGACAGAGCAAAAUAGCUACUCUGCAACGUCAUUUGAUUUCGGACUUCUCGAUCCCUUCAACUUCAUGGCAGAUGCUGACAAUAUCGAUUGGAGCGACUUUGAGCUUUUUGACCAGACUUUUGCGCCGGAUGCGAUGCCGCUCUACACGCCGCCCUAA
Molecule: messenger RNA, 2265 nt
Organism: Exophiala bonariae
Lineage: Eukaryota; Fungi; Ascomycota; Eurotiomycetes; Chaetothyriales; Herpotrichiellaceae
Exons: 1
Coding region: 1-2265 (754 amino acids)
Biological process (GO): regulation of DNA-templated transcription; DNA-templated transcription
Molecular function (GO): DNA-binding transcription factor activity, RNA polymerase II-specific; zinc ion binding; DNA binding
Source: RefSeq, a predicted model, not a curated record